AUGGCUGGAAGGAAUGUUGUUGAUGUAUCUUCUUUCUUGCUCUUUGAGGCCACCGGUGAUUCUGAAGCUGAUUCUGAUCUCAAUAUGGUUGCAAUGACCAUGGAGGUGGAUGUAGCAGACGAUGAUGCACAAUCAUGCAGCUGUGAUUCAUCAGACUGUACACGUGUUAUAGAGUUUGAUGAUGAUUGUGAUGAUGAUCUUGAUUAUGAACUUCAUACCAGUGAUUCCGACGAUGAUGAUGAGAGUGAGGAGGAAGAAGAUCAGGAAGCUAUUGAUCACCGAGAUUGGACGGGUGAUAGUAAGUUGGUGCCACCCAAUACCGUGCGAGGUUUGGUGACAGCAGCAGGGCUACAAAAGACAUCAAGGACUUGUGUUGAAUCAACCAUGGAGAUGAUCAAUGAGAUUGAAAAUAACAGGCUUUUCUGGGAGGCUUGUUUGGCAUCUUGA
Molecule: messenger RNA, 447 nt
Organism: Cornus florida
Lineage: Eukaryota; Viridiplantae; Streptophyta; Magnoliopsida; Cornales; Cornaceae
Exons: 1
Coding region: 1-447 (148 amino acids)
Source: RefSeq, a predicted model, not a curated record